Molecule: messenger RNA, 1284 nt
Organism: Penicillium coprophilum
Lineage: Eukaryota; Fungi; Ascomycota; Eurotiomycetes; Eurotiales; Aspergillaceae
Product: NAD(P)/FAD-dependent oxidoreductase
Exons: 2
Coding region: 1-1284 (427 amino acids)
Molecular function (GO): sarcosine oxidase activity; flavin adenine dinucleotide binding; proline dehydrogenase activity
Source: RefSeq, a predicted model, not a curated record
AUGGCCACAGCUAAGACAGACUCAAUCCUGAUUGUGGGCGCUGGCGUCUUCGGUCUUUCAACUGCUCUUGAACUCAACAAGCGCGGAUACACCGAUAUCACCGUUGUCGAUCGAUUUGUCCCACCAUCAGCAGAUGGAAGUAGCGUUGACAUUUCGCGCAUCAUUCGCGCCGACUAUGCAGACCCAGUCUACUCUCAGAUGGCCCGUGAGGCAUACAAUGGAUGGACCACCGAGUACAAAGAUGAAUUCUUCGAAUCCGGAUUCGCCUUGUUCUCGGAAACGCCCAAGAACGAAUACAUGGAGAAAUCCAAAGCCAUCAUUCGGGCCGCAGGUGGGAAAUUAGAUGAUCUGACCGAUGCCAUGGAUAUCCGCAAAAUCUACCCUAGUGUUCAAGCCGACUUUUCCGGCAUGAACGGUUACCACAACCCGAAAGGUGGCUGGGCCAAUGCUGCAGGCAGUAUACAGAAGCUGGCUUCCAAGUGUACUGUUGCGGGUGUUUCAAUCAUUUCCGGGCCUCGUGGUACUGUUAGUUCUCUGCGUCGGGCGGGCUCGCGUGUCGUUGGUGUCAACCUUGUCGGAGGGCAGGUGUUGCUUGCUUCACAAGUGAUCUUGAGCACCGGCGCGUGGACUAACCGUCUUUUGAACAUGGGUCAUGCGGCAUCUUCAUCUGGUCAGCCUGUUGGUUUCAUUCAGUUGACCGAGGAGGAGGCUCUUGAGAUGAGAAAGAUCCCAGUCAUGAUCAACAUGAGCUCCGGCGUGUUCUCCUUCCCGCCUACACCAGACACAAAUGUUCUCAAGCUUGCGCGCCACGGUUAUGGGUAUGCAACUGAUAUUACUGUCAAUGUGGAUGGUGUUCAGAAAUCGCUCUCAUCACCGAAGUUCGAGACCAGCAAUGCGGCCACUGGAUAUCUGCCUGAUGACGCAGACGAAUCUUUGAGGAAGGGUUUGCGUCAGUUCUUCCCCAAGCUGGGUGAUCGCCCUUGGAUGAACCGUCGACUUUGCUGGUACACAGACACCCCAAAUGGUGACUUUAUCAUAGACCAUCAUCCAACCAUCCAGGGACUGUUCAUGGCUACUGGUGGUGCAGGACAUGGAUUCAAGUUCCUCCCCAUUUUGGGCCAAUAUAUCGCGGACUGCUUUGAGAACAAAGCACCCGAAGCUUUGCGCCAAAAGUGGAGGAUGAACCCGCCCCAAGAUGACUCAGAAGGGCCGAUGGCAGGCGAUGGAAGCAGAGCAGGUCCUCCGCUCAGGAGACUGACUCCACUUGAACAAGCCAAGCUGUAA